GUGUCGCCAAUGUGUGUCGGUAGUCUUUUGUUAUCGUAUUGUUUUGUUUGUAUACAGAUUAACUAAUUUAUAGCACCUGUAUUAAACCGAUAAACGAGAUAAACACCGACGGACGUUUUCUAUAUCAUAAUAUCAUAUUUUGAAAUUUUGAAAUAAGGAGUAAACAUUAUAAAGUGUAUUGAAAGGUUAUAAUAAUAAGGAUAUAAAAUGUAGAUGAUUGCUGAUCAUGAAAAAUGUUGCAGUCCGUUGUAACGCUUCUUCUCAUUGGCUGUGUCGUAUGUGUUACGUCACGCCACGUGGAAACAGAAAAGGUAACCGGAUACAGGAUAAUAGACGGGUUGUGCAUGAAUUCGCGCUCUGACAGACUGGUAUACAGACACAAGAAUGAUUCCUAUGUAUACAUCGCAUUUGACAUACUGAAAACAGGGAUGGUUGACGUAUUUUCAUGGAAUAUUGUUAAAUCACCUAGGGGUACUUUUAUUUCGUCAAAAAUGAAGAAAAAAGAAGUGUUUGCCAUAGACUUUAGGAAAGAGGUGAACAGAGAUCAUGUUGUUGCGUCUACAAAUAAACGCUUUCAGCGACAGUUUGAGCACAGAGCGAGUCGCAAGAUGAAACAUUGCCGCAUGAUUACAGCUGUAAAGAAGAAACAUUGUAAACUAUCGGCCAUUCAUUCAUUAUUAGCACGACUGGAAAUGAAAGAAGUAAGGUUUGGUGUAGAUCCCGAGGACUGUAAUACAUGAGAAAGCCUUUACUUUGAAGUUGUGUGAUGUAUUAGUACGAGGAACGUAUCAUUUGAUAGUGCUUGAUUUUUUUCUCCAGGCUAUAAUUUGUAAAUACUUUAUUGUGUAUAUGAUCAAAUCUUCUGGUAAACACACGCCAACCGAAAAUCAAAUAAAAGAAAUUUUGAAAAGAUA
Molecule: messenger RNA, 914 nt
Organism: Ruditapes philippinarum (Manila clam)
Lineage: Eukaryota; Metazoa; Mollusca; Bivalvia; Venerida; Veneridae
Exons: 4
Coding region: 234-740 (168 amino acids)
Source: RefSeq, a predicted model, not a curated record